AUGUCAUCUUCCGUGUUGCCCACCCUUCGCCGGGCCUUAUUCUACGUCCCCGCCUCCUCCCCCCGAUUCCUCGCCAAGUCCCUCGUCCUAACCUCAGACAACGUAACCUACGACCUCGAGGACUCCGUAACCCCCAGCCACAAACCCGCCGCGCGCAUCGCCCUCCGCGAGCACCUCACCAACCUACGCAAAACCGAAACCCACCUCGGCGAGAUCGCCGUGCGCAUCAACGCCGUCUCCACCGCCCACGCAAUCAAGGACAUCCAAGCGGUCGCCGCCCUCCCCAGCCUCGACACCAUUGUGGUGCCCAAAGUCAACAGCCCCGCCGACCUCUUACUCGUCGAGGACGUGAUCCGGCAGGCGGCACCAGAGCGCGCAGCCGCGGCCUCCGCAGCAGGCACCAGCGCCGACUCCCGCACGCCGCCACAACCGAUCCAACUCCUCGCACUGAUCGAGUCCGCGCGCGCCAUCAUGGACCUCCGCGAGAUCUGCGGCGCGACAGGUUCACUGCGGGGGCUGAUCUUCGCGGCGGAGGACUUUGCGCUGGACGCGUCGCUGCAGCGGACGGCGGGCAUGGCCGAGAUGGCGUACGCGCGCAGCGCCAUCGUGACGGCGGCGCGGGCGUUCGGCCUCGAGAGCGUCAUCGACGCCGUGUGCACCCAGCUGGGCGGGGUGCGGCCCACGGAGCAGCUGGUGGCUGAGUGUGAUCUGGCGAGGAGCUUUGGGUUUAAUGGGAAGCAGGUCAUUCACCCAAUACAGUUAGAAGUCGUGCACCGCCAUUUCACGCCAUCGCCUGGACAGGUUGAAAACGCAACCCGUGUCGUCAUGGCCGAGGAGAUAGCUGCGGCGGAGGGACGAGGCGCCUUCACAGUAGACGGCAAGAUGAUUGAUGCGCCCGAGAUUGCCAGAGCCCAGGCUAUAAUUGUCAGGGCAAAACAAUGCGGGAUUGACAUUGACGCUGCCAGAGAGGCUGUCAAAGCUCAAAUGGAUCAAGUGAUUGAGUAA
This is a messenger RNA of Chaetomium globosum CBS 148.51, 1005 nucleotides long. RefSeq lists its product as uncharacterized. Gene Ontology annotation, molecular function: catalytic activity; magnesium ion binding. Gene Ontology annotation, biological process: oxaloacetate metabolic process. The record is from RefSeq and is a predicted model, not a curated record. Bases 1 to 1005 code for a protein of 334 amino acids. Lineage: Eukaryota; Fungi; Ascomycota; Sordariomycetes; Sordariales; Chaetomiaceae. The transcript has 3 exons.